AUGAGCAGAAGGCGCUUUGAUCUGCUGUUCUGCAGAUCGCUUCCCUUCCUCUGCUCCGCCACCCUCUUCCUUGCCAGCAGCAGCGGCACAGGAGGCGCUGAGGGUGGUGGAGCACGGGGCGAGCAUGCUCAGAGCGCAGGGCGGAGAGGGAGGCGGAGGGUUGGUGCAAUGCAACCGCCUCCUGAAUUUUGUCCUCAUCUGCUCGUUCCCACUCUUUUGUGUGCAGCAGCAGCGGCACAGGAGGCGCUGAGGGUGGUGGAGCACGGGGCGAGCAUGCUGUGCGCGCAGGGCGGGCAGGCAGCAGCGUCGCAGGCCGCGCGGCUGCUGUGCUUCAAGGCCGCUCUGCACCUCAGAGUCCAUGACAGCAGCGGAGCAGUGGAGGCAUUAGAGGAGGUGGCGGCAAUGGGGGAUGCGGGGUUGUGCGACAGAGUUGGGGCGUUGGAGGAGGUGGUUCGAGUCCACCUCAGCGGCCACGCAGACGCACAUGCUAUGGAGUCUGCUGGGAGGGCCGCUGCAUUGCUGCAACCACCAACACCCGCCCCAUCACCACAGUCAUCAUCGUCAGCAGCAGCACCGCCACCAUCAGUCACAUCAGCAUCAGCAUCAGCAUCAGCAGCACCACCAGGGCUGGCGUUCCUGCGUUUCCGGGUGCUCUGCUCCGUGGGGCUCGUGGAGCAGCUGUGCGGCCACAUUGCCUCUGCUCGGGAGCACUUCCAGGAAGCAGACGAGCUCGAGCCGCCCGACUGCAACACAGUGCCGACCACAGGGCUCGCCCGGCUGGCAAUGGCGCUGCACCUGCACUCCGUCGGCCAAUGGGAGCAAGCCAUGUCAUACUACUCACAGCUUAUCCAAUGCUCCAUGCAACCUUCUCCCCCCUCACCCGAAUCAUCACCCACCGCAUCAUCAACUGCAUCAUCCCUCUCGCCCUCGUUGCAUGCGGGAUCAGCAGUGCGAGUGGGAGCGCUAUCAGGGCUAGGGCAGCUGCUGCUGCUGCAAGGGGAUUUCAAAGCAGCGGAGGAGCAUUUCACGGAAGCUCUCAAAGAGGCAGAAUCCAUGGAUGAUAGCCCAGAAUUCAACCCGAUGGUGGGAGCCGUGUUGUCCCUUCUGGGCGACACAUAUGCCCAGAGAGGCCGGGUGGAGCACACGGGGGAGGGCAUGAUCGCUGAGGGUCUCUUUCGCAAAGCACUGGCACUCCUGGGGGCGUCACAGUGGGACAAUCUGGACCACAGGCUGUCGCUGCUGGCAGCAGCAGGGGGCUCAUCUGCAAAUCAAGAUACAGACGAAGAGCAGCUAAAGGACCAGAAGAACCGAGUGCUACAGCUGGACCUCAUCGCAUUCACACUCGGUGAGUGCUGUGCGCCCCUUUCCUCAUCGCAUUCACACUCGAGCGCACUGCAGCGGCUCUGCAAGCCAUCCCCAUGCGGGCCAGUGAGGCGAAGAGCCUUGAGCAAUGAAUGCUCUGUCCCAUAUGCUGCCCCCCUCCAUGCCCCCCUCCAUGCCCCCCUCCAUGCCCCCCUCCAUGCCCCCCUCCAUGCUGCCCUCUGUGCUGCCCUCUGUGCUGCCCUCUGUGCUGCCCUCCCCCACUGCCCAUAUACCGUACCAGAGCGCUAUGCAGCGGCAUUACAGGCCUUCCCGAUGAGGGCCAGCGAGGCGCAGAGCAUGAGCGCCGCUGCUCACCACCUCUGGCGCUCCCCCCUCUCCCUCGACUCGGCAGUUACCUCUUCUCGAGUAUCCGCUGCUGCUCUCGAGCCGAUGAUGAAAUCAUCCGUUUGUGCCGCUGGCAAUCCCGGUGUUUCGUCCGAAUCUGAAUCGGCGAAAGACUCGGUACCUGCAGCGCAUUUCUCGUUGCCUGCACCGGUGGUCGAUGUAACGACUGGCAGGGUGCUGCUGUCGUGA
Messenger RNA from Closterium sp. Naga37s-1, 1896 nucleotides. The record is from the annotation of a GenBank genome assembly. Lineage: Eukaryota; Viridiplantae; Streptophyta; Zygnematophyceae; Desmidiales; Closteriaceae.